Molecule: messenger RNA, 1181 nt
Organism: Aplosporella prunicola CBS 121167
Lineage: Eukaryota; Fungi; Ascomycota; Dothideomycetes; Botryosphaeriales; Aplosporellaceae
Exons: 3
Coding region: 33-1181 (382 amino acids)
Source: RefSeq, a predicted model, not a curated record
GAUACCAUAAAAACAACUUUGCAUCUCAUACAAUGGCUCACGCGCUCAUCCUUGGAGCCUCUGGCAUCUCCGGAUGGUCUCUUCUGAACCAGACGAGGAUCUACCCUACUUCGACGACAUUUGUUCGCAUCACCGGCACCACGAAUCGCCCUUUCACCUUGGAGCAGGCUCAUAUCACUCAGGAUCCUCGAAUGCAAAUUGCUUCUGGAAUCGACUUUACCAAGUCAGUCGAGGAAGUCGCGCGCUUGCUGAAGGAGAAAAUCCCGGAUGUCGACACGGUCUCUCAUGUGUUUUUCACCGCAUACAUUCAAACAGACGACUUUGAGAGCCUGAAGAAAGUAAACACCAGUCUUCUAGAAGUCGCCGUGCGGGCCAUCGAGACCGUAUCUCCCAAACUCGAAGUUGUAAUUCUACAAACCGGUGGAAAAGGUUACGGACUCGAGUUCCCAAAAGAGGUCAAAAUCCAGCCACCACUCAAAGAAAGCUACCCGCGCAUCCCCGAGCCCUGGGCCAGCAAUAUCUUCUACUACACGCAAUACGACCUGCUCCAAAAUCUCUCCGAGGGAAAAGCCUGGACCUUCUCCGAAAUCCGCCCCGACGGCAUCGUCGGCUUCACUCCCAGCUCGAACGCCAUGAACCAGGCCCAGGGCAUCGGCAUCUAUCUCACCGUUUUCCGCGAAGUGUACGGCGCUGGUGCUGAAGUCCCGUUCCCUGGCUACGAGCACGGAUAUCAUUCCACGCACUCCGACACGUUCCAGGAUAUCCUGUCCAAGAUGGAGAUCUAUGCUGCACUUAAUCCCGAUAAGUGCGGAAAUGGCGGCGUCUUUAAUGUUGGUGAUGGUAAGACCGUGUCGUGGGCGCAGGUGUGGCCAAGGCUCUGCGAGUACUUUGGCCUUGUUGGGACGGGGCCGGUGAAGAGCUCGAAGUCGAUGCAGGAUUUUGUCAAGGAGCACCGCCAUGCGUGGGCGGCUUCGGUGGACAAGUAUGGCGUCAGUGCGGAUGUUGUGGAUAAGCAGGGCUGGGGUCAUACUCAUUUCAUGGUUGUUGAUUUUGACUUCGAUAGGCAGUAUGAUCUGACAAGGUCGCGUGAGGUGGGGUUUACGGAAGAAAUCGAUACCGUGGAGGGAUAUUUCCAGGCUUGGGAGCGGAUGAGGUCUGCUAAGAUUCUUCCUCCACUUUAA